This is a messenger RNA of Cladocopium goreaui, 1497 nucleotides long. NCBI's taxonomy places the organism in Eukaryota, Dinophyceae, Suessiales, Symbiodiniaceae. The record is from the annotation of a GenBank genome assembly.
AUGCAGCGGUCUUUGUCCUCUGGUCAGGGAGGUUUGAGCCACUUGGACAUCGACUGCAAGGAGGCUCUUCAGCAAUUGCUGCGGCCCAGUUACUAUGGGAUCAUCAACCCAUGGAUGGGUUCCGCGUCGACACGCCAGAAGCAGGACAUGAUCUUGUUGAAGAAAAGGAUGGAAGAAGCUGAUCGACCGGGGAAGAAUCCCUACCUCAUGGCGGAUGUUGGCAAGAUCCAGAUCACCUCCAACCCUUGGGGACGUGAACGCGAGUCCAAUGUGAUUCCCGUCACGGCGGACCGUAUCCAGGCGGAUCUCUUGAGAAAUCAGUCCGGGGCCGAGCAGCGCGACGUGCGAAGGGAGAAGGAGCGUCAGUACAUGGCCAGAUAUAGCGAGAUCCCGAGUACGGCCUCGGUGGCGGACUUCUUCCAACUGAGCAAGACCCCCGUCUUGGAGCAUCCUACCAUGAAGGUGCUGACAGAUCGCGUGCGUGGCAAGCUGAAGCACUGGCAGGUCCUGGGUCCAGAACGCAAUCCGCAUGAAGCAGCUGAGAUGAUGCGUGGAUUGCAAACCUUAGCAGCUGCCUGUGAGAGGCUUCCCAGUUAUAGCGAGUACAGCGCCACCAGCAGCAGCAAGGUGCACGAGCGUCUUUUUGGCUACUCCCAAGUGGUGCCCAGGGGGAACAGGACCCUGAAGUCUGUUCCCAAGUUGAGAAGGACACCUCUUUCCAGUUCAGCGCCGAUUCUACUGCGACCUCUUCUGGAUCCUGCAGAACUGGAGGCCAUUUCAAGGCCCGGUGGCACUGCAGUGCAGUUGAACGACUGCGAACCGCUGCAGCGCAUGAAGAACAUCGCCCGCUCAUCGCAGUCGCAGGUGCAAAUGUCCAUGGGCCCCACCGAUUGGAGUACCACCUCCAGGGAAGCUUGGUGCGAGAAUCUCCAGGGUUGGCCCAGUGACAAUGUGCCGCAGGAGCAUUUGCGCAGCUUUAGCAAACAUGAGACCACAGCAGUGUGGGCUUCGGCCUUCACAAUCAGGCGGCGCUUUUCCCGAGGUUUGCUUCGAUGCCAGGUCCUGGUGGCGAUCCUACUGGCAAUGUGGAGAUUUUCCGCUUUUGCAGCGCCGAAGGUGGUCCGGGCCGACAAAACGGAUGCAUUGCUCCAACGGGGGGAGGUGUUGCCUGGCAAGGUGAAAACCGUCAGGGACAAUGGUCUGGUGAUCCAAACCAAGAAUGGCGACGGAUUUGCGCACAUCUCCCAACUCUCGGAUCGCUUCCUGGGGCACCCGGCGGAACUCUUCGACGAGCAGGACCAGGUGACGGCCCGCGUGCUGCGUCAUGAGAACGGCUUCUUGGAGUUGACUCUCAGGGAGUUGGGCACCAAAAAGCUGAAAGAUUUCAAGGUCAACCAGGAAUUGAAUGGUACGGUGACGGCCGUCUGCGGUGCUGGUGCAAACGUGGAGAUCGGGGCUGAAGACACGGCCUUCCUCCACGUAAGCUGCAUCCAGGAC